Zootermopsis nevadensis is the source of this 5342-nucleotide messenger RNA. RefSeq names its product protein fem-1 homolog B (gene Fem-1). Gene Ontology annotation, molecular function: protein binding. The record is from RefSeq and is a predicted model, not a curated record. Lineage: Eukaryota; Metazoa; Arthropoda; Insecta; Blattodea; Termopsidae.
GUAUCUGCUAAUCUACGCUCACCAAUUUUCUAUCAUUAGCUCUGGAAGUAAAUAAAUGAAAGAGUUAGGGAUGUUAAUUUCAUAAAACAGAAAACUAAGAGAACCACAAAAGUUAACAUACCAUUGACAGUGUAUUAUCGGCACAAAUUAGUUUUUUUAAUCUGGUGUUAAAGCAUAAUAAACAUAUUCUGCCAUCUUUGGGUCCUCGAUAUUGCUUUCCAUUUACUAAUCGUAAUAGUGACGUUCUGUUCCCAGUGAACAAACAAUAAUGGAACGUUGUCUGUAGCAGACAUCGGUUGAUCCUUGUGUUUGUAAUUAAAUAUACGUAUCUUCAAUUCAGGUUUGUGGUGGAAGUUAAAUUAUCGCUAUUUAGUAGUUUACCGGCCAUAUACAAUGCUUUUUCUGCCAUGAUGUGACACUUAACUAAGUCUAGAUGAUAAUGCCAGUAUUUCCUAGAACUCAAAAGACUGUUCAAUAGCCACCUGAACUUAAAAAUGACAGAAUUAGCACAGUCACUCAAAAAUAGAGUUUAUUAUGCUGCACGAGAUGGAAUGGCAAUUACAUUGUAUGCACUACUGGCUGAGAAGAAUGACGAAGAAGUAUGUGAGCUACUUAAACAGCAGGUGAUAGAGGAGGAUGGGCAGAGGUGUUCACCCCUCAUUGUGGCUGCAAGGCAUGGCCAUGACAAAGUUGUGAAGAUGCUUCUUUCCAAAUUCAAACCAGACAUGGAACAGGAAGGAACAGUCAAGUUUGAUGGCUACGUUAUAGAGGGAGCAAGUGCAUUAUGGUGUGCUGCAGGUGCAGGUCAUCUGAAUGUUGUGAAAACUUUGGUGAAAAGUGGUGCCAGUGUGAACCAUCCAACAAAAACAAAUUCAACGCCUUUACGUGCCGCGUGUUUUGAUGGUCGGUUGGACAUUGUCAAGUAUUUGACAGAUCAUCUUGCUGAUAUUCACAUUGCAAAUAAAUAUAAUAAUACAUGCUUAAUGAUUGCUGCAUACAAAGGGCAUUUAGAUGUAGUCAGUUUUCUGUUGGAGAAAGGAGCCAAUCCCAAUGAGAAAGCGCACUGUGGUGCUACAGCACUUCACUUUGCAGCAGAAUGUGGUCACGUGGCAAUCGUUAAGGAGCUGUUGGAAUACGGGGCACAUAUAACUAAGAACGAAAAUGGUAUGACUCCACUGGUAGCAGCAGCUGAACGGACGAGGGCUGAUGUAGUAGAAUAUUUGGUGACACGGUCAGAGGUGUCAAUUGAGGAACAAAUAGAGGCCCUAGAAUUACUUGGGGCUUCUUAUGCUAAUGAUAAAGACAACUACUGUCUCGAGUUAGCAUACCAGUAUUUACAUCGGACAAUGGAAAUGAGGUAUAGUGACCCACAUAAUAUCAUACUGAAGACACUGGUGAAGCCAGUUCCAGCAUAUGAAAACUGGGUUGAAUGUCAAACGAUAGAAGAGUUGGAAGCAAUCCAACUCAAUCAGAAUGCUCUGCACAUGGAAUCACUGUCAAUCCGUGAGCGGAUCCUGGGCACUCACAAUCCAGAGGUGCCCCAUCCGAUUAUUUUCCGAGGCGCUGUAUUUGCAGACAAUGCUCGAUUUGAUCGCUGUAUUGAGCUGUGGCUGCAUGCUUUACAUCUUCGGCAACUUAACAAAGUGUCAGUAGUCAAAGAUCUCCUUAGAUUUGCUCAGUCUUUGUUCCAGGUAUUUUCUCAGAUGAUCCAUGUUGGGGUAGACUUAACAUUCUCUCAAGUUGAAGAUGUUUUAGCUGCGUCAGUUCUGGAACUGGAGCGUAACAAAGAGAAGAUUGGAAACCCAGGUCCUAAAGAUGACGUAGAGCAAGUCAUGGAGGAACUGGAGAGUAAUGUAACUACAGUCCUAUACAUUUUAGUAAUAAUUACAAAACUAAUGAAGUUCUGUACAAAGAAAGAAGAAUUUCAUGUUAACUGUCUCGUAUUUCGUUUGAAUCAGUUACAAGUUGCGAUGAGAGAUGGUCAGACCCUCCUACAUCUGUGUGUUAAUGCAGACACACCUGUUGAUGAUUUUCACACAAAUGAUGUAUGCAAGUUUCCAUGUGCGUCAACAGCCAAGUUAUUAAUUCAAUGUGGAGCCAAUGUAAAUGCAAUGGAUCAGAACAGAAAUACUCCCCUCCAUAUUAUUGUGAGUUACCAGAAACCCAUAAGUGAUUUCUUAACUUUGCAUUCCAUUAUAAUGGAAUUGACUGAAGCUGGAGCGCAUAUGGACACAGUCAAUGCACAUGGUGAAACUCCCUUUGAAGCUGCAACUACUGGUGUAGCAGAGAUUAUCCUUCGAACACAGACAAAAUUGAGCUUGAAGUGUAUGGCUGCUAAAGCUGUGAAAACGUACAAUCUUACGUACCAAGGCCAAGUGCCACAGUCGCUUGAGAGCUUCAUCGAACUGCAUGGCCCAGGUGUGAAACAAGGAUGACUGUAGUGUUGCAGACAAGGAAUGAUGACUAACACAAUGCAUGUGAUUGACAUGGCAUUUGAGAGCUUUGCAGACCAGGUGUAUCAGGAUUUGGGCCCUGCAGUAGUCUUAAGAGCAGUGUCUCUACAUUAAUUGAUGUUUGGAGAUGUCUUUGACCUGUACUUGGGUGUCAGUAGCAGGUUUUAGCAAGCUAGUUAGAAAGGUGCCGUUGUUAACGCUCAAACGACAUUUCAGGGCUGCCAGAAUCAUUUUAUACGUCUCACACUUUAUUUUGUUUGUGUGCAGUGUAGACAGUAUUCACAGUGCGGACUGACUGACAGAAGGAAACCUCGCCAUGUUGUGUGACUAGUAAAUGUAACCAAAGUUUCAGCAUCAGUAAUACCAAAACCUACCAUCACACCCAUUUUAAUCAUGUCCUGUCAUCUCCUUGCCUUUCAAAGUCUUCAUCAAAAUUGUUUGCAUUUCGUGUUCUUCCAUAUUAUACUUCAUUGUAACAUUUGUAAUGAGGCAAUUUAUAAUUAAGUGUACUCUCUUUACAGCACAAAUGUUCGACUAUAAUCAGUUAAUGUGAUAGUUUGUUCAGUUAAUAUCUUGUUUUUAUUUAUUUUUAUGGCACAGAAUAUGCUUUUUUGACAUGUACAUGUUAGCUUCCAUCUCUUUCUUUUGUCAAAAAAAAUUUCAUGACAGAAUUUGGUAGUUGGAAUUCUUACUGAAAUUUAUGUACACGUGGAGUUGCUUGCACCAUUACUUCACUGAUUCUGUGUCUGAGUUGCCCAGUUCAAGUCUUUCCUGGUUGUCCUUUCACCUUCCACGUUAAUGUCUGGGCAGUGCGUCUCUCUCUAAAUUAUCAUUUACAAUCACCCUGAUAUGUCACAUUUGAACUGAGAAGUGAUACAAACAAAGAAUUUUAUGUUAUUCUUUACGUCAUUUCUGCCCUGGUUUCCAUGUAAUUAUUGUUUGUUAGUGGAAACAUUGAUGCAUUUUGUCUAAGUUUACAUCUGGAUAUGAAAAUUUUACUCUUUGAAAGAGAUAUGCAGAAAGAACAUGUUAGUGAUGAUUAGUCUAGUAAAGUGUUUUUGUUUCAUACAGUGUUAGUACAAGUUCUGACUCUCGUAACUUUCGUGAUGAACAGCUACGAGUAAAAAAUACUUUAGUCCUUCGAAGGUCAGUUCACAUUUGUGUGUCAGAAUACAACAGAAAUCAUGAAUGUGGCAGAGGCUCAUAAAGAGAAGCUUUGAGGGAAGAACAAAUUGUAUCUUGGAGUGAGGCUUUAGCGUACCUGUCUCUUCCCUCGCCUCUGACAAAAUCGUGAGGAGUGUGAGGGCCGCACCUCUGCGGUGUCUUCUACCAGGAGCUCAGAUGGGCAUUAUGUAACUGGACAUCAGUAGCCUGAGAAGAAUAUCUGGACCUAAGAUGAGGAUGGAUAAAAGUAUGUAAUGAGGUAUUUUGCAAUUUUUAUUAUUCACCUAAUAGCAUAAAGAAGGAUGAGAUGGGUGCGAGAUGUAUGACACUUGGGAGAACAAAAAUUUCCCUCAUAAUUUUGGUCUGAAGAUCUCGAGGGAAGAAAUUACUUGGUAGAUGUAUGCGUAGAUGGAAUAUUAGCAUUAAUCUUUAUAUUGGAUAAAUAAUGUGUGAAUGUGCGGAAUGGAUCCAACCGCAUCAGGAUGCAGUCUGAUUGCCGUCCUUUGCGAAUGUGGUCGAUGUCUUCGCCAUUGUGAAAACCUCGGAUCUCAGAUGGUAAUGGAUGUUCAGGGGUCCAUCACACCUCAGGAUUUAUUGUGCAGCUGAAUCACUCAAAGAACAGCGUACUCCACGUAGUCUGUUAGAUGUACUUACGUUCACUUAAAAAUUAUAUCGAGAACCAGAAAUUGUGAAUAUUAGGAAUAAAAUUGACACUUCUUUUUACCAGCAGUGUACUUGUAAUUGUCAUGAGACAUUAAAACUUAUGCAUAUAUUCACACUGAGAAUCUGAGAUAUUAAAUUGUAAUUCAGCUGAAUAGCUUGUUGAAGUGUCUGUGAUCGCACCCAUUUUGGCGAUGAGCAUUCUCUCUUUGGUGUGAACCCAGCUGCAUAUCUGGUGUUAGGGUCAUGUAUGCCAGUUUUUAUACACGUGUACUUAAUAGCUCCUGUUUUCUUGACAAAACUUUGUUGUAUACUAAUUUUUUGUUCUUUGAGAUUUAUACCAAAAGUAGCUUUUGUUACUUUAUACCUUUGAUAUAUGGUUUUUGGAAAAUCUUAUUUCCAAAACUGCAGCAUUGAGUAAGUAAUUAGUUUGAAUUAUUUUAAAAUUUAACUUGAAUUUUACGCUUGUGUUGUAUCACUUACAUUUUAACACUGAAUGAAAUGUCAGAUACAGCAUUUUAUUAGUUGCUCUUUGUUACCAUCUUUUGAUUAUUUUCGGCCAUCCUCGGAAAUUCUCUUGCACUUGUGGUAAGCUAUUGGGUUUACGUGCAUCUUCACCUCUUGCAUAUUACCGGUAUGUUCUGAAAUGCCAAUAUUUCAUGCCAUCAUACCAUUCUAGCAUUUUAGAACGUAGUAUUUAGUGGCUGAAGAACAUAACUUGAUAGCUUGCCAUGAGUGUAAAGGAGCCACCCCUCAGGAUCAAAGUAUGUUGGGCAUUACUUGACGACGACAAUGUCAAAUGUCUUAGCUAAGCAAAUGUUUAAUCUGAUUGUUUGUUUUAUGUCGAAGUACAGUUUCAAUUAAAUUAUAUGUAUUUUGUAAAAAAAAAAACUUUGAACCUAAAUGGACAGUUAUUUAAAUUUGACUGAGAUGAUGGUGAUGUAAAAACCUUUUUUUGUUUUCUGUUGAAAUUUCACUGAAUGAGCCGCUGAAUUUGUGCAUAUUGAAACAGGUGUGUUUGCUGUUUGUAUCGAGUGUGAAUAAAGGAGAUUGUUACUAGUCAUA